AUGUCUGCGCACGAAAUUCCAAACACCCAGAAAGCCGUCGUAUUUUACAAGAAUGGCGGUGACCUCGAGUUCAAAGACAUCGAUGUGCCCCAACCAAAACCCAACGAAUUGCUCAUCAACAUCAAGUAUUCCGGUGUGUGUCACACGGACUUGCAUGCAUGGAAGGGCGAUUGGCCACUUGCUGUAAAGUUGCCACUUGUGGGAGGCCACGAAGGCGCCGGAAUUGUGGUUGCCAUGGGCGAAAACGUCAAGGGCUGGAAAAUUGGCGAUUUGGCAGGCGUCAAAUGGCUCAACGGUUCUUGCAUGAGUUGUGAAUCGUGCGAGCUGGGAAACGAGUCCAAUUGUCCGGAAGCAGACUUGUCCGGCUACACCCACGACGGCUCGUUUCAACAAUACUGCACUGCCGACGCAGUGCAGGCUGCUAAAAUCCCCCAGGGCACAGACCUGGCCGAAGUGGCACCUAUUUUGUGCGCCGGUAUCACCGUCUACAAGGCCCUCAAGUCUGCUAAUCUCAAAGCCGGUCAAUGGGUGGCUGUAUCGGGAGCCUGUGGAGGACUCGGGUCUUUGGCCGUGCAGUUUGCGCGUGCAAUGGGCUACCGUGUUCUGGGAAUCGACGGUGGUGCAGAAAAAGAGCAGCUUUUCCUACAGCUUGGCGGUGAAGUAUUCGUCGAUUUCCGCAAGUCCAAGGACAUCGUCCAAGACAUUUUGGAAGCGACGGACGGUGGAGCCCACGGGGUCAUCAACGUCUCGGUUUCAGAAGCUGCAAUUGAGUCAUCCACCAGGUAUGUAAGGGCCAACGGCACCGUGGUGCUGGUUGGUUUGCCAGGAGGCGCCUACUGCAAGUCCGAAGUUUUCUCUCAGGUGGUGAGGUCGACUUCAAUCGUGGGUUCCUAUGUGGGCAACCGUGCAGACACACGCGAGGCGCUGGACUUUUUCGCGCGUGGUCUGGUCAAAUCGCCCAUCAAAAUCGCAGGAUUGUCGGAAUUACCAGACAUUUUCGACAAAAUGCAGAAGGGCGAGAUCGUCGGCAGAUAUGUGGUUGACACGUCCAGAUAA
Messenger RNA from Lachancea lanzarotensis, 1056 nucleotides. Its product is annotated as LALA0S01e14092g1_1. The coding region runs from base 1 to 1056 and encodes 351 amino acids. The transcript has a single exon. The record is from RefSeq and is a predicted model, not a curated record. Gene Ontology annotation, molecular function: oxidoreductase activity; zinc ion binding. NCBI's taxonomy places the organism in Eukaryota, Fungi, Ascomycota, Saccharomycetes, Saccharomycetales, Saccharomycetaceae.